Messenger RNA from Nipponia nippon (crested ibis), 8832 nucleotides. Lineage: Eukaryota; Metazoa; Chordata; Aves; Pelecaniformes; Threskiornithidae. The record is from RefSeq and is a predicted model, not a curated record.
AUGGAGAAGGAGGAGGAGACCCGGGAGAUCCUGCUCCCCAACUGGCAAGGCAGCGGCUCCCACGGCAUCACCAUCGACCAGACGGACGAUGGCGUCUUCGUCAAGCAAGUACAGCAAAACUCCCCGGCCGCCAAGAUGGGCGUCGUGAAGGAAGGUGGGACCUUGGCGGAGGCGUCGUUGCUCCCCGUCUUGGACAACCUGCAAUCCGGGGAAGUCGCGCAGCUGCUCAACAGCAUGGGCCACCACACGGUGGGCUUGCGCUUGCAACGGAAAGGGGACAAGUCUCCGCUGCCGGGACAGUCAUGGUCACACGACGUGUUUGCGGCCAGCAGCCCUGAAGUCGUUCUGAGUGGGGACGACGAGGAGUACAGGAGGAUUUACACGACGAAAAUCAAACCCCGGCUGAAGUCGGAGGAGGCGGUGGAAGCGGAGUGCGGCGGAACGCAGAGCAGGACCAUCACGGUCACCAGAAAAGUGACGGCGUACACAGUCGAUGUCACUAGGCACGACGGAGAAAAAGACAUCGACGUCGUCGGCACCGACUUCAAAAUCCGGAUCCCGACCCAGGAGAUCGCCCACGUUGAAGCAGAACCUGGGAAAACUGCGAUCAAAAUGGCAGCGGGGGAUCUGCCUGGGAGAGGCACCCAAGCCGCAGGCUGGAGCGUGGACAUCAGAGGGGCACCUCCUGGAGCAACGGUUGAAUCUUCUGCCCAGAAGUUGGAUGUCCACCUCGGCGAGGCUCAGUUCGGAAAGCCGGCGAUAACCGUGCCGGGAACGCAAGCGAUGGGCGUUCACCUGAGGACUCGGAUGGAUCCUCAACUGCCGGAGAGCCAAGUUCCUGGUGGGGAAACUGGAAAAUCUGUUACGGUGGAGGUGCCGGGGUGUGACGUUUCUGGCACGGCGUUCCUGGGCCCCCAGGGCGGCUUGCCCAGAAUUGAAGCAAAUGGACAGAUGGGGAACCUGGACGCAGGUUUUCACAUCAAGGGUCCCAGGUUGGACGGCAAAGGACACGUUUCCGGCGUGGGUGUCCAAGGGGAGCUGGGCGGGACGCUGUCACACGCUGAUGCUUCUGCCCCUUGUCUUCAGGGAGAUAUCAAAGCCCCCAGAGUUGACGUUUCUUUACCGGCGAUGGAAAAUCCAGCUGUCGAUGUGGGAAAAAUCAAGAUUCCGGUUUUGAAAAUGCCCAAAUUCGGGUUCGCGACCGCGGGAUCUGGCAUCGAAGCUCAAGCCCCGCAGGUGGGCACCGACGUUCCCAUGCCAAAACCGCAGGCUCCGUGCGUGGACGUUGCUUCCUCAUCUGUCCAGGUCACGGGACCCGAAGUUUCAGCUCCUUCGGUGAAAGUCCCAAAGCCACAGGUGGACAUGGGGUUGAAGGGUGCUGUGAAGGUCCCCUCCCCAGAACUGGAGGUCCCCGGCGUGGCUGUCAAAGGACCCAGCGUAGAGCUCCCAGCUUCUGAUGCAGAUGUUCACGGUGGCAAGGGAAAACUCAAAACACCACACAUGAACUUUCCGAAAUUUACUGCCUUGGACUCGGAAGGGGAAGGUCCCGUUGUGGAAAUGGUGCUCCCCAAGGGCGAGGUGGGACCAGCCGCGGCAGAUGUUGGCAUUCCCGAUGUGGCCAUCAAAGGAGAAUGGAAAGGCCCCAGGUUCAAGAAGGUUGAAACACCCCAAAUCUCUCUGUCAGAUGUAAACUUGAACCUGAAAGGCCCUCAGGUGAAGGGCGAUACGGGUGUCACGGUCCCCAGAGUGGAAGGGGAUGCCAAAGGACUUGGCUCUAAGGGCCUCAAGAUGGACGUAAAGGCCCCUGGUGUUGAAUUUGAAGGUCCAGAGGGUUAUUUGAAAGGGCCCAGUCUACCUGCACCAGAUAUGGACAUUAAGGUGAAGGGACCUAAGCUUAAGGGAGAAGUGGAUGUUUCUGUCCCAAAGAUGGGUGGCAACUUGAAAGGACCUCAGCUGGACAUUAAAGGUCCCAAACUGGGAAUGGAAGUGCCUGAUGUAGAUGUCAAAGGCCCCAAAGUUACGAUGCCAGAGGCACACGUCAAGACCCCCAAAAUAUCCAUGCCUGACAUCGACCUGAAUCUGAAAGGCCCCAAAGCGAAAGGAGACCUGGAUGUUUCUGCCCCAAAACUGGAAGGGGAGCUGAAAGCACCCGGACUUGACAUCAAAGGCCCCAACGUUGACAUUGAGGCGCCAGACGUGGACAUCCACGGUCCAGAAGGCAAACUGAAGAUGCCCAAGCUGAAAAUGCCCAAGUUUGGGGUGCCCGGCCUGAAGGGAGAGGGCCCCGACAUUGACGUGACUCUUCCAAAGGGUGAGGUGGCCAUUUCUGGUCCUGGCGUAGAUAUCGAUGUGCCAAGUGUGGACAUCAAAGGGCCGGAAGGAAAACUGCAAGGCCCCAAGGUGAAGAUGCCAGAGAUGAGCUUCAAGACCCCCAAAAUAUCCAUGCCUGACAUCGACCUGAAUCUGAAAGGCCCCAAAGCGAAAGGAGACCUGGAUGUUUCUGCCCCAAAACUGGAAGGGGAGCUGAAAGCACCCGGACUUGACAUCAAAGGCCCCAACGUUGACAUUGAGGCGCCAGACGUGGACAUCCACGGUCCAGAAGGCAAACUGAAGAUGCCCAAGCUGAAAAUGCCCAAGUUUGGGGUGCCCGGCCUGAAGGGAGAGGGCCCCGACAUUGACGUGACCCUUCCAAAGGGUGAGGUGGCCAUUUCUGGACCCAGGGUAGAUAUCGAUGUGCCAAGUGUGGACAUCAAAGGGCCAGAAGGAAAACUGAAGGGCCCCAAGGUCUGUGUGCCAGAUGUUGAUCUGAACCUGAAAGGCCCCAAAGUGAAGGGCGACGUGGACAUUUCCAUUCCCACCGUCGGAGCUGAUUUGAAGGGUCCCGAACUAGAGCUCAAAGGCCCCAACAUUGACAUUGAAGCGCCAGACGUGGACAUCCACGGUCCGGAAGGCAAACUGAAGAUGCCCAAGCUGAAAAUGCCCAAGUUUGGGGUGCCCGGCCUGAAGGGAGAGGGCCCCGACAUUGACGUGACUCUUCCAAAGGGUGAGGUGGCCAUUUCUGGUCCUGGCGUAGAUAUCGAUGCGCCAAGUGUGGACAUUGAAGGGCCAGAAGGAAAAGGAAAAGGUCUCAAAUUUAAAAUGCCUGAACUAAACAUUCAGACGCCAAAACUGUCCAUGCCAGAUGUAGAUCUCAGUUUGAAGGGCCCCAAGGUGAAAGGAGAUGCAGAUGUUUCUGGCCUGAAGGUCUCUGGAGAUCUGAAGGGCCCCAAAAUAGAUGUGGAAGGUCCCAAAGUGGAUGUUGAUAUGCCUGAGGUAGACUUGGAAUGUCCAGAAGGGAAAAUAAAAGGCCCCAAAUUUAAGAUGCCUAAGCUUAACAUCAAGACACCUAAAAUAUCCAUGCCAGACGUAGAUUUGAACUUCAAGGGACAUAAAACGAAAGGAGAGAUGGAUGUUUCUCUUCCGAAGAUAGAAGGUGACUUGAAAGACUCUGGUGUUAAUAUCAAGGGACCGAAAAUAGAUGUUGAGGUCCCAGAUGUCAACCUGGAGUGUCCGGAAGCCAAACUGAAAACGCCAAAAGUGAAAUUGCCUCAUUUCAACGUGUCAGGCCCAAAGUUUGAGGGAACCGAUAUAGAUGUCAACCUGCCAAAAGGAGAGCUAGAUAUUUCUGGGCCAGAGGCAGAUAUUGAAGUGCCAGAGCUGGAUGUUGGAGGACCAGAAGGAAAGUGGAAAGGCCCCAAGUUCAGGAUGCCGAAGCUGAAUAUCAAAACACCUAAACUAUCCAUGCCAGAUGUAGAUUUGAACCUAAAGGGACCCAAGGUGAAAGGAGAAAUGGAUAUCACGGCUCCUAAGAUAGAAGGUGAUUUGAAAGGGCCAGAAAUAGACAUUAAGGGGCCAAAACUCGAUGUUGAGGCACCCGAUAUUGAUUUGGAGUGCCCUGAAGGAAAACUGAAGGGCCCCAAGUUCAAGAUGCCCGAGAUGCACAUCAAGGCGCCCAAGAUCUCCAUGCCCGACGUGGACAUUAAUCUGAAAGGGCCCAGCAUGAAAGGGGAUAUUGAAGUCUCAGCUCCCAAGCUCGAGGGUGGUGUAAAAGGUCCCGAGGUGGACAUCAAGGGCCCGAAGGUCGACAUUGAUGUGCCAGACGUGGACGUUCACGGCCCAGAGGGAAAAUUCAAAAUGCCCAAGUUCAAAAUGCCCAAGUUCGGGAUGCCGGGGCUGAAAGCAGAAGGCCCAGAGGUGGACGUGAACCUGCCGACAGGAGACCUGGAUGUUUCUGGUCCAAAGGUGGACAUUGAGGGUCCAGAGGUGGACAUUGAAGGUCCAGAAGGGAAGGUGAAGGGCCCCAAGUUCAAGAUGCCCGAGAUGCACAUCAAGGCACCCAAGAUCUCCAUGCCCGACGUUGACUUCAAUCUGAAGGGCCCCAAGCUCAAGGGCGAUGUGGACGUGUCUGUCCCUAAGCUCGAGGGUGACCUGAAGGGUCCCGAGGUGGACAUCAAGGGCCCGAAGGUCGACAUUGAUGUGCCAGACGUGGACGUUCACGGCCCAGAGGGAAAAUUCAAAAUGCCCAAGUUCAAAAUGCCCAAGUUCGGGAUGCCGGGGCUGAAAGCAGAAGGCCCAGAGGUGGACGUGAACCUCCCAAAAGGUGAUAUUGAUGUUUCCGUCCCAAAGGUAGAUAUUGAGGUGCCCAGUGUGGACAUUGAGGGUCCUGAAGGAAAACUCAAAGGUCCCAAAUUUAAAAUGCCCGAGAUGCACAUCAAGGCACCCAAGAUCUCCAUGCCUGACAUCGACUUGAACCUGAUAGGCCCCAAAGUGAAGGGGGAUGUGGACGUGUCUGUUCCAAAAUUAGAGGGUGACUUGAAGGGACCCGAUGUGAAUAUUAAAGGUCCGAAGUUGGAUGUUGAUGUUCCGGAUCUUGAUGUUGAAGGUCCUGAAGGAAAAUGGAAAGGACCCAAGAUAAAAAUGCCAGAUAUGCAUAUUAAGGCACCUAAAUUUUCUAUGCCUGAUGUAGAUCUCAACCUGAAAGGUCCCAAAAUUAAGGGAGACUUGGAUGUUUCUCUACCGAAAGUAGAGGGUGAUGUGAAAGGGCCGGAUCUGGAACUCAAAGGGCCCAAAGUGGACCUAGAAGCUCCUGACGUAGACAUUGAGGGCCCAGAAGGCAAGCUGAAGGGUCCCAAAUUUAAGAUGCCCGAGAUGCAUUUCAAAGCCCCCAAAAUCUCCAUGCCGGACUUUGAUCUGAACCUGAAAGGCCCCAAAGUGAAGGGGGAUGUGGACGUUUCUGUUCCGAAACUUGAGGGAGAUUUGAAAGGCCCAGACGUUGACAUCAAAGGCCCGAAACUGGAUGUUAAUGUUCACGACAUUGACCUAGAGUGUCCAGAAGCAAAAGUUAAAGGCCCCAAGUUCAAGAUGCCUGAAAUGCACUUCAAGACACCAAAAAUCUCCAUGCCCGAUAUCGAUUUGAACCUGAAAGGCCCUAAGCUGAAGGGAGACGUGGAUGUUUCUGCCCCCAAACUAGAGGGUGACUUGAAAGGCCCCGAGAUGGAUAUCAAAGGUCCUAAACUGGAUAUAGAAGCUCCUGAUGUGGAUAUUGAGGUCCCAGAGGGGAAGCUGAGAGGCCCCAAAUUUAAGAUGCCUGAGAUGCAUUUUAAGGCUCCCAAGAUCUCCAUGCCGGACUUCGAUCUGAACUUGAAAGGCCCCAAAGUGAAGGGGGAUGUGGACGUGUCUGUUCCCAAGCUGGAAGGUGACCUGAAAGGGCCUGAGUUUACAGGAAAAGGGCCGAAAGUGGACAUAGAGGCUCCAGAUGUUGAGCUAGAAUGCCCAGAAGGCAAGUUGAAGGGCCCCAAGUUCAAGAUGCCCGAGAUGCAUUUCAAGGCCCCCAAAAUCUCCAUGCCAGACUUUGAUCUGAAUCUGAAAGGCCCCAAAGUGAAGGGGGAUGUGGACGUGUCUGUUCCCAAGCUGGAAGGUGACCUGAAGGGCCCCGAAUUUGACAUCAAAGGACCCAAAGUCGAUGUUGACCUUCCUGACCUGAAAGGCCCCAAGUUCAAGAUGCCCGAGAUGCACAUCAAGGCACCCAAGAUCUCCAUGCCCGACGUUGACUUCAAUCUGAAGGGCCCCAAGCUCAAGGGCGAUGUGGACGUGUCUGUCCCUAAGCUCGAGGGUGACCUGAAGGGUCCCGAGGUGGACAUCAGGGGCCCUAAAGUUGACAUUGAGGCACCUGACGUGGACGUUCACGGCCCGGAGGGAAAAUUCAAAAUGCCCAAGUUCAAAAUGCCCAAGUUCGGGAUGCCGGGGCUGAAAGCAGAAGGCCCAGAGGUGGACGUGAACCUGCCGACAGGAGACCUGGAUGUUUCUGGUCCAAAGGUGGACAUUGAGGGUCCAGAGGUGGACAUUGAAGGUCCAGAAGGGAAGGUGAAGGGCCCGAAGUUCAAGAUGCCUGAGAUGCACAUCAAAGCACCCAAGAUCUCCAUGCCCGACGUUGACUUCAAUCUGAAGGGCCCCAAGCUCAAGGGCGAUGUGGAUGUUUCCCUUCCCAAGCUGGAAGGUGACCUGAAGGGUCCCGAGGUGGACAUUAAGGGCCCCAAAGUUGACAUUGAGGCACCCGACGUGGACAUUCAUGGUCCAGAAGGUAAAAUAAAAAUGCCCAAGUUCAAAAUGCCCAAGUUUGGGUUGUCUGGGUUGAAAGGAGAGGGCCCAGAUGUUGAUGUGAAUCUACCUGAAGCUGAUGUUGCUCUUUCAGGUCCAAAGGUUGAUGUUUCUGUUCCUGACUUGGACAUUGAAGGACCUGAAGGGAAACUUAAGGGUCCUAAGUUUAAGAAGCCUGACAUGCAAUUCAAUGUUCCUAAAAUCUCCAUGCCAGAUAUUGACUUAAAUUUGAAAGGCCCAAAACUGAAAGCUGACAUUGAUCCUUCCGUUCCCAAAAUAGAGGGUGAGCUGAAAAGUCCGAAGGUGGACAUCAAAGGGCCAGAAUUUGAGGUUGAGGGACCGAAGCUUGAGCUAGAAGGAAAGUCUAAAAAACCCAGGUUUAAACUUCCGAAAUUUGGCUUUUCUGGUCCUAAAGUGCAAAGCCCUGAUGUGGAUGUGAAACUUAAAAAACCUGACAUUGAAAUAUCUGGUCCGAAAGUUGAUGUUCAUCCUCCAGAUGUGGACGUACAGGCAAAAGCGAAAGGGUCAAAAUUUAAAAUGCCUUUCCUGAGUAUUUCAUCACCUAAAGUUUCGAUGCCAGAUGUGGAGCUAAAUCUGAAAGGGCAUAAACUAAAAGGAGAGUUAGAGGUUUCCAGCCCAAAGUUGGAAGGGGAACUGAAGGGUCCUGAGGUGGACAUCAAAGGCCCCAAAGUCAACAUUGAGGCGCCUGACGUGGACGUUCAUGGGCCGGAGGGUAAACUCAAAAUGCCAAAGUUCAAAAUGCCUAAAUUUGGGGUCUCUGGGUUUAAGGCUGAGGGGCCAGAGGUGGACGUUAGCAUUCCGAAGGGAGAGCUGGAUGUUUCGGGUCCCAAGCUGGAUAUCGAAGGUGCUGGUUUGGAAAUUGAAGGGCCGGAGGGGAAGCUCAAGGGUCCCCAAUUUAAGAUGCCAGAACUGAACAUCAAAGCACCCAAGAUCUCUAUGCCCGACAUCGACCUGAACCUGAAAGGCCCCAAAGCUAAGGCAGAUGUGGACGUCUCCCUUCCCCAGGUGGAUGUGAAGGGCUCAGAUUUGCAUGUGAAAGGCCCAAAAGUGGAUGUGGAGGUUCCUGACCUUGACAUUGAAGGUCCCAAAGGAAAAUUGAAAGGCCCCAAAUUUAAAAUGCCUGAAAUGAAUCUCAAGGCUCCCAAUAUUUCCAUGCCAGACUUUGAUUUGAAUUUGAAAGGUCCCAAGUCAAAAGGAGGUGUGGACGUCGAUCUUUCAGUGCCAAAACUGGAAGGGGACUUGAGUGUGCCGGACGUUAACAUCAAAGGACCGAAGGUUGACAUUGAUGCUCCCGAGCUGGAUGUUGAAGGGCGAGAAGGAAAACUGAAAGGUCCCAGGUUUAAAAUGCCAGAGAUGCACAUAAAGACUCCCAAAAUCUCCAUGCCCGAUGCCAGCUUAAACCUCAAAGGUCCCAAGCUGAAAGGGGACAUAGAUGUUUCUGCUCCAAAGCUAGAAGGGGAUUUGAAGGCUCCCGACAUCAAUAUUGAAGGCCCCAAAGUCGACAUUGAUGUGCCAGACGUGGACGUUCAUGGCCCAGAGGGAAAAUUCAAAAUGCCCAAGUUCAAAAUGCCCAAGUUCGGGAUGCCGGGGCUGAAAGCAGAAGGCCCAGAGGUGGACGUGAACCUGCCGACAGGAGACCUGGAUGUUUCUGGUCCAAAGGUGGACAUUGAAGGUCUGGAGGCACCCAAGAUCUCCAUGCCUGACAUUGACUUGAACCUGAAAGGCCCCAAAGUGAAGGGGGAUGUGGACGUGUCUGUUCCCAAGCUGGAAGGUGACCUGAAGGGUCCUGAACUGGAUAUAAAAGGACCCAAAGUCGACGUAGAUGUUCCUGAUGUGGAGAUUGAAGGCCCAGAAGGAAAACUGAAAGGCCCCAAAUUGAAGAUGCCAGAGAUGCAUUUUAAGGCUCCUAAAAUUUCUAUGCCGGAUUUUGAUCUGAACCUGAAAGGCCCGAAGGUGAAGGGGGAUGUGGACGUUUCUGUGCCGUGUGUGGAAGGUGACCUGAAAGGGCCAAAAGUUGAUGUUAAAGGUCCCGAGUUGGAUGUCAGUGCCCCAGAUGUUCAAAUUGAGGGCCCAGAAGGCAAGUUAAAGGGUCCCAAAUUUAAGAUGCCCGAGAUGCAUUUCAAAGCCCCCAAAAUCUCCAUGCCGGACUUUGAUCUGAACCUGAAAGGCCCCAAA